AUGACACCGUUCAGCUUGGUCAACGGUCGCGAAGCCACGACAACGCUGGAUGCCAUGCUGCCGCACGAGUUUGACGACAUAGCUACCGACGUUGACGAAUUUACCCAGCGCGCCGAAGAAGCCAGGCAGCUUGCCGCGUACGUAUCUGCAUUCAGCAAGACCAAGAUGCGAAACGAUACGAUCUUUGAUGCAGGUCCGUUUUCCACACUCCCGGCGACAAAGUAUGGGUCUGGAUACCCAUACGCCAUCGUGGACUUUCGGAAAAACUCUUACGACGGAAUCGGAAAGGAGACGGCCAAGGAACUCGCCAGGAGGAAGGCCCGCGUGAUCUUAGCCUGCCGAAACUUGCAGCGCGCCCAAAAGGCCGCUCGAGACAUCUUUGCGGAAACUGGCGAAGCGGUGGUCGUCAAGCAGCUCGACCUGUGCUCCUUCAAGUCGGUGCGGGCGUUCGCUGAAGACGUCGUCCGGACGGAACCAAGACUUGACGUGCUGAUCAACAACGCAGGCAACAUCCCAGACAAGUUGAUGCUCACAGAGGACGGAUACGAAGUGGGCCUGCAGAGCAACUAUCUGGGUCAUUUCCUGCUGACUAUUCUGCUGACAGAGCUUCUCAAGAAGAGCGCGCCCAGCCGCGUGGUGAACCUGUCUUCGGUGCUGCACCACUUCGGCACCACGUGGCGCAUCGAGGAGCAAGCCAAGGGCACAUACGGCUGGCGCACACCGCUGCUCACCUACUGCAACACCAAGAUGGCCAUGGUGCUCUUCACCCGAGCUCUGGCGCCUCGGCUCAAGAUACACGGAGUGACCGUGAACGCAGUCCACCCGGGCGCAGUCGACACUGGAAUCGCCGGAGAGGAAAGACUGAUCGCCUACCUCUUCCGAAUCCUCGUGAAUUUCUACGGAAGGACGGCGUGGGAGGGGGCCCAGACGUCCCUGUACGCGGCCGUGGAUGAUCGCUUCGCAACGGACACUGGCUUUUAUUUGGAGGAGUGUGCGCGCGGCAUUGUCAGUUACCGGGCAAUUAACAGAAAGUGUGUGGAGAACACAUUCGCCCGAACCAUCAGCCUCUGCCAUUUGGACCAGACCGAAGUCGAGAAGCUCUUCGAGCUUCCUGGCGGACGGGCAGCGUGAUUUGGUCGAUGCCGUCAUAUCGCUUAACGUACCACGCAGUGGCCAGCGUCUGGCUUUAAUCCUGCCUUGCUUAAACAUUCGCUUUACUGGUACGAGCCAAGCUUAUAACAUGCGUCUGUACUAUAGACAAAGUAGACACGAAAGAGCGGGCCGAAUUUAGCUAGCUUAUUCAUCUGUGUGCCGCAUUAGCUGCUGACUGCGCCGAGUGACUAUGGCAGCUGUUGUUAGAAACCGCUCCAGUGUCCGAGCGGUACCGUGAAUGCGUGACCGGCACUCCACUUCUGGAAACACGACUACCGUUCCGAAAAACGAUGCGUUAUUCUGCGAAUCACAGAUCAAAUGAAUACAUUAUGUAGAUUGUGUAACCUGUCGACAUGUUGUAGGAACCAUGACGUUUGCCGCGUUGAUUGGUGUAGAUACGUUAGAGAAAAUAAUGUCAUUUUAUGAUGGGUUUCUUGAACACGGUGUACGCCCGAAAAUAAGAGGGACAAGAAAAGAAGGCGACUCAAGUGCUCGUGUGUGUCGUCUUUCUUGCCUUGUUCUUCGUAUUUUCACGCCAGAAUGAACAAACUGUGAAAUAUAUUCUCAUAUAAGAUUCAGAUAAUAAAUAUAUCUGCCCUGCCGACGUGACAACCGGUAGCCUGCUAGUACUUUUCAUCAUACGAAACAAGAACGAUAACUGGGUGAAUCGUCGCGCCAUAUUGACGAAAAAGUGCGGCGUCAUGGCUUACUCUCCAUUGCGUAAGAUUCUUUUCCG
Molecule: messenger RNA, 1888 nt
Organism: Dermacentor andersoni
Lineage: Eukaryota; Metazoa; Arthropoda; Arachnida; Ixodida; Ixodidae
Source: RefSeq, a predicted model, not a curated record